This is a messenger RNA of Diatraea saccharalis (sugarcane borer), 2181 nucleotides long. NCBI's taxonomy places the organism in Eukaryota, Metazoa, Arthropoda, Insecta, Lepidoptera, Crambidae. The record is from the annotation of a GenBank genome assembly.
UAUUAAACUGCAUCAUAAUCCAUUGCGUAGUUUUAAAGAUCUAGGCAUAUGGACAGACAGAGAAAAGCGUCUUUGUUUUAUACUAUGUAUUGAUUGUUAUUUUCCUUGCUAGAGAGCUGCUUUUAAUGACACAAACAUAUCCUAUAAUUGUGUGCAGAUGGAAGGAACUGAAAAGAAAUGGGAAGCAAAACCUAUACACGCAAAUAAAAUAAUGCAAAACCUUAUAUUUACUUAUCAUUUCAGAUGAACUGCAAGAAGUCAAAGUGAAUAUAAAAAAGGAAGAAAAGACCAAAGAAAGGAGGCCUGUUAGACGAAAAAUGGUGAAGAGGAAAGCGCCAGACGAAACUACGAAAGCCAAGAAAGAGAUGCUGAUAAAAAUGAAGAAGAUGAGGGAGAAACUUGUUAAAAUACAAAGGCGUGAUCCCGCUCCAACCGCAACUUCCCUCGCUACGUCCACCAAAUGGAUGUCAGCUAAAAUGAAGGCAUUCCACAACAUUAUAACCCUAGUGGAGAAUUCGUACGUUUGUCCGUUCGCGACAUCGUUUAGCAAUUUCUUCUGCAUAUACUGCAAGGAAAUGUUCACAGAUCCAGACAAACUCAGACAGCACACAUUGUCACACGAUCCAAAAUUAUAUCAAGACACAGUGGCUUACAAGAAAGAUUUACAAAUCGAUAUAGCCCGAAUAGAUUGUCGUCUAUGUCCAGAAGCCAUCGACAAUCUAGACAUAUUCUACAAACACGUAGUGAGCUCGCACGAUAAAAAACUAUACCCGAACAUAAAAAAUGAAUUUUUAAAAUUCCACUUGAAUUCAGGCCCCCUUUCUUGCUUGGAAUGCGAAGGCAAAUACACCAACUUUCAUGCGCUGAAACGGCACAUGGCUGAACAUUUCGGGACAUGCAUCUGUGAUAUAUGUGGUGGCCAUUUCUUCGAAGAACACAAAUUGAUUGUCCACCAGAAGAGUCAUCAGGACAAAUCGAAUAUCCUAUAUCCUUGUAAGGAAUGUGGGAAAUUAUUUAAAUCCAAACAUGGCAUGUAUUAUCAUGUGUCUAGAGCUCAUAAUGCUGAACCCACAUUCCAUUGUUACAAAUGCGAUGAAAUAUUAUUUUCUCAGACUUUAAGGUAUAGACACAUGAUAGAAGUCCACGGAGAGCUAGCCCGAAAAUUCCCAUGCGAUAAUUGCGAUAAAGUGUACGACACAAAGAAAUCGUUGAGGGAACACAAUCGCAAGAAUCAUUUGAAAGUUUUGAAACAUGAAUGUAACGUGUGCGAGAGAAAAUUCUACCUGCCAUCAGCUCUGAAGGACCAUAUGGCGUCGCAUACUGGCGAGAGAAACUUUAGGUGUGAAUAUUGUGGAAAAAGUUACCCUAGAUUGAGAGCAUUAAGAGUGCAUAUGCAAUCGCACGAAACUGAAAAGAGAUAUAAAUGUACAUUAUGUUCCGCAUCGUAUACACAGAGUAAUAAUCUUAAGAAUCACAUGAAAACAAAACAUCAGGGCAGCGAUUAUCUUGACGAUUUGCAGUGAUCCUAGUGAUGGUUUAAGAUUCCGAGGUCGCCAAUCUAGAAUUUGAGACGGACUUAAGACCGAUCUUAAGUCCUCAUUUAUUAAAAUAGCUGCAGAUCGAAUGCAACAAAAGACGUUGGUUGGUUGAGGCUUUUGCCAUAAGAAACUCCGAGCAAGGAGAUAUUAUACAGAUCUAAAAUAUUUAUUUUGCAAUAUUAUAUAAUAAGCAAAAAUUGUAAUAGUUUGAAAAUAAAAGGCUUUAUCAUUUAAAAAAGUAUGUUUGACCUCACUGUUGAAGGAAUAAAGUCAAAGAAAAUUUGUAUGACCUAAAAAAAAACAACAUUCAAGCAUAUAUCCGCGUAUAAACCCUCGCGGCUUUGUGUAAUGAAUGACAAGGCAAGAUUUUCGGUAGGUUUGGAAGGGUUCGAUAGUAAAUGUUGUAGUCUUUCUGGUGAAGGUAGUAACAGUAAGGGUUAUUAAGAAGAUGUCAAUAGCCCGCGGAUAGGGGUCCUACCAAUGUAGGUUAGCUUGAAAAUUCAGAACUUGCAUUUAUACAACGUUGUCGAUGAAACUUCGUAAGCGUGAUUUAACGUUAGUGCGGUUAAGCUCAUGUAUCUAAAUGAAAUAUUAUGUCAUUCAUAAAUUGUCUGAAUGUAUUCUUGUUUUCGAUUAAACUGUG